AUGUCGAAAAUGCAAAAGUACACUGUAGCAGUGAUCCUCGCUUGUACUAUAAUCUUCGAUUGGAGUAAUUCUGCAUUUAUUGAUACACUACCUAAAUGUAGCAUCAAAGAUAAUGAAUGUCAGAGGCAGCUUUUUCAGGACACGCUACAAAAAAUUGGAAAAUCGGGUAUUCCUGAUCUGAAUGUACCGCCAAUUGACCCUAUUCAUCUUGAAAAUGUAUCGGUGUCAGUUUUAAAUUUGGUCAAUAUAACUCUUUUGGAUGGAGAGGCUACGGGCAUUAAAGACUGCACAUUUAAAAAAUUCAUAGCUGACAUUGAUAAGGAAAUCGGAAGGCAAGAGAUACUUUGUGACAUCACUAUAAAAGGACACUAUUUGUUAGAUGCAGCUUCACCUCUUAUUGAAAGUGUACUUGGGGGCUCUAGCAUACACGGGGAAGGAAACGGAAAAAUAGCUAUUAAAAAACUUCUUAUAGAAUUUGUCUUUCCCUUUUACGCGCAAAGGCGUGACGAUGGCGAAAUAUAUAUAACUUGCGAUUACAAGGAAAUAAAAAACAGCUUUGAUGUUCUGGGCAAAGUGACCUUCUCUGCUGAUAAAAUUUACUUAGGAAAAGAAGACGUUAGUGAAUUCGUUGUCGGUUACAUGAAUGAAAAUUGGAAGUUCCUUAUGAAGUCAUUUGGACAAAUCUUUAUUGAUAAAGCUGCAGACUACUAUUUUAAGUUUGCUGGGAACUUCUUCGAUCUGGUUCCAGCAAAAUAUUACAUUUCUGAUGACUUAACACCGUACCUGAAGAAUUAA
Molecule: messenger RNA, 795 nt
Organism: Parnassius apollo (apollo)
Lineage: Eukaryota; Metazoa; Arthropoda; Insecta; Lepidoptera; Papilionidae
Source: the annotation of a GenBank genome assembly